UUUCCCUUGGCUAUGGAAACUCUAUAAGAGAAAUCCAGCAUCCCUUCUCUUGUGCAGUCAGCAGCAGGCCCAUCCUUGACACUUCAGCCUCCCCAGAAUUGAGAAGUAAAACCAUUUGCUGGGGCCGGCCAGAGUCACCAGCUGCCAUGCAGCAGCCCUUCAACUACCCAUACCCCCAGAUCUACUGGGUGGACAGCAGUGCCAGCUCUCCCUGGGCCCCGCCAGGCUCAGUUCUCCCCUGUCCGACCUCUGUGCCCAGAAGACCUGGUCAAAGGAGGCCACCGCCACCACCACCGCCACCGCCGCCCCUGCCUUCAUUACCGCUGCCACCCGUGAAGAAGAGGAGGGAUGGCAGUACAGGCCUGUGUCUUCUUGUGAUGUUUCUCAUGCUUCUGGUGACCCUGGUUGGAUUGGGGCUGGGGAUGUUUCAGCUCUUCCACCUGCAGAAGGAGCUGGCAGAACUCCGAGAGUCCAUCAGCCAAAGGCAUACAGCCUCAUCUUUAGAGAAGCAAAUAGGCUAUCCCAGUCCACCCCCUGAAAAAAAGGAGCCGAGGAAAGUGGCCCAUUUAACAGGCACACCCAGCUCGAGGUCCAUCCCUCUGGAAUGGGAAGACACCUACGGCCUUGCCCUGCUCUCUGGAGUGAAGUAUAGGAAGGGUGGCCUUGUGAUCAAUGACACUGGACUGUACUUUGUGUAUUCCAAAGUGUAUUUCCGGGGUCAGUCCUGCAACAACUGGCCCCUGAGCCACAAAGUCUACAUGAGGAACUCUAAGUACCCUGCGGAUCUGGUGAUGAUGGAGGGGAAGAUGAUGAACUACUGUACUCCUGGACAGAUGUGGGCCCGCAGCAGCUACUUGGGGGCAGUAUUCAGUCUCGUCAGUGCAGAUCAUUUAUAUGUCAACGUAUCUGAUCCCUCUCUGGUCAAUUUUGAGGAAUCCAAGACAUUUUUUGGCUUAUAUAAGCUCUAAGAAAAGCACUUUGGGAUUCUUUCCAUCAUGAUUCCUUACUACGAGCACUGAGAGUGUU
This is a messenger RNA of Carlito syrichta (Philippine tarsier), 1026 nucleotides long. It is a transcript of the gene FASLG, whose product is annotated as Fas ligand. The transcript is spliced from 4 exons. Lineage: Eukaryota; Metazoa; Chordata; Mammalia; Primates; Tarsiidae. Gene Ontology annotation, cellular component: membrane. Bases 147 to 968 code for a protein of 273 amino acids. Gene Ontology annotation, molecular function: tumor necrosis factor receptor binding. The record is from RefSeq and is a predicted model, not a curated record. Gene Ontology annotation, biological process: extrinsic apoptotic signaling pathway via death domain receptors; positive regulation of canonical NF-kappaB signal transduction; apoptotic process.